UUCCAGCACAAAGUGCCGAUGCUUCAUGGGCGGACCGAAAUGGAAGGUUCGACUGGGCCGCCGCAGCAACGUCCCCGGGCCCCCUCCGGUCUAUCUGACCUCAUCUCUUUCCUUCGCUGCCGAGGGGCUCAGCGCACGCGACAUGACCGCCCUCUCCGGUGCCCACACCAUCGGGCAAGCGCAGUGCGGCACCUUCCGCUCCCACAUCUACGACGACGCCAACGUCAACUCAACCUUCGCUGGCCUGCGUAAACGGAACUGCCCGCCCACAGGCGGCGACAGCAACCUGGCGCCGCUCGACCUUGACCCGCCGAACGUGUUCGACGACGGGUGCUACCGGGACCUGGUGGCCAAGAAGGGACUGCUCUACUCGGAACAGGAGCUGUUCGACGGUGGCUCUCAGGACUCGCUGGUGAGGCGAUACAGCGUCGACAGUGCGGCGUCGGCAAGAGCUUUUGCGGCGGCUAUGGUGAAGAUGUGA
Musa acuminata AAA Group (dessert banana) is the source of this 481-nucleotide messenger RNA. Its product is annotated as peroxidase P7-like. Gene Ontology annotation, biological process: response to oxidative stress. The coding region runs from base 26 to 481 and encodes 151 amino acids. Lineage: Eukaryota; Viridiplantae; Streptophyta; Magnoliopsida; Zingiberales; Musaceae. Gene Ontology annotation, molecular function: heme binding; peroxidase activity. The record is from RefSeq and is a predicted model, not a curated record. The transcript has a single exon.